Molecule: messenger RNA, 1304 nt
Organism: Morus notabilis
Lineage: Eukaryota; Viridiplantae; Streptophyta; Magnoliopsida; Rosales; Moraceae
Exons: 10
Coding region: 360-1304 (314 amino acids)
Source: RefSeq, a predicted model, not a curated record
CGUUGAACCUCGAGCGGAAAAAAAAAAAAGAAAAAAAAAAGACGUUGAACAGGACUGGCGCUGGUCUUCUUUACUAGUUCCUCCCCAACCAAUCUGCUCCUGCCACGUGCCUCUCUCACACACAAAAGCACCUCUGCGUAACCAUACUUUCCCUUUCCCUUUCCCUUUCCCAUUUUCCUUUUUAUGCCUUAUAAUUCCCCCACACUUCCUCUCACUCUUACUAAAAACCAGCUAAACUCCAAACGUCGCUCUCUCUCUCUCUCUCUCUCUCUCUCUCAAAUCUCCGAGAGAGUUACUUGGGUUUCUCCUUUUCUGCGACAAGCUCUCGCUUUUCUUGUAGGUUUUGAUAUUUUCUGGGUAUGGAGUCAGCGUCGCGUCAGCGUGGAAUGAAGAGGCAGCUGGUUGAGAUCAGUAAGGGUGGUGACGAGGUUUAUAGGUUCAAGAUAUUACUGCCGAAUGGAACGAGUAUAGGAUUGAAUGUGCGCGAUCCUGGUCCUGAAAUGCCAUUUGAUGAUUUCAUCAAUUUGGUGAAAGAAGAAUACUUUCGGGUUCUGCGACACUCUGGAUCCAUGAAGCAAAAAAGGAGUGUGAACUGGAAAGUUGGUUCUCUAGAUUUUCAAGAUGCCAAUGAUGUGAAGCUAGAAAGAAGCAUAUUUAACUUCAGGAGCUUCAAACCACACAAGUGUUACAUUUUAAGGCUUCAUGAUGGCAGUGGCGAAUCUAGUGAAAUUUUUGAGAAUAUGUGGGAUUUGACCCCUGAUACUGAGUUGUUAAGGGAGCUACCAGAAGAAUAUACAUUUGAGACCGCUCUUGCUGAUUUGAUAGACAAUUCUUUACAAGCAGUGUGGUCAAACCAUAAAAAUGAUCGAAGACUUGUCAGGCUGGAUGUUUCAGAGGAUAGGAUUUCAAUCUUUGAUACUGGCCCUGGUAUGGAUGGAAGCGAUGAAAAUUCUAUAGUAAAGUGGGGAAAAAUGGGUGCCUCGCUUCAUAGAGCUUCAAAGGCACAAGCUAUAGGAGGUAAACCUCCAUACCUAAAGCCUUUUUUUGGCAUGUUUGGAUAUGGAGGACCUAUUGCAUCUAUGCAUUUAGGGAGGUAUGCCAGAGUUUCAUCAAAAACAAAGAAAUCCACCAAGGUGUAUAUUCUACAUCUUGAGAGAGAGGCCUUACUCAGCAAUUCUGGUUCGGAACAUACUUGGAAGACUGGUGGUGGUAUUAGAAAACCUUUGCAAGAGGAAAUUGUGGAAACACGUCAAGGAAGCUUUACAAAGGUAGAGUAUUGCAUCCAUUUGACGGCUACCAAGUGA